GGUGAGCGCGCGGGCAGCGCCAUGGCGGCCGUGGGCGCGGCGCUCGACGCGCUGGUGACGGACCUGUACGACGUGCAGGCCUUCAAGUUCGGGAGCUUCGUGCUGAAGAGCGGGCUGACGUCUCCGGUCUACAUAGACCUGCGCGGAAUCGUGUCUCGACCGCGUCUUCUGAGCCAGGUGGCACAGAUUUUAUUCCAAACUGCCCAGAAUGCAGGGAUCAAUUUUGACACUGUGUGCGGAGUACCUUAUACAGCUUUACCUCUGGCUACAGUCAUUUGUUCAACCAACCAAAUUCCAAUGCUUAUUAGAAGAAAAGAAACAAAGGAUUAUGGUACUAAGCGUCUUGUAGAAGGGGCUAUAAAUCCAGGAGAAACCUGCUUGGUCAUUGAAGAUGUUGUUACCAGUGGAUCUAGUGUUUUGGAAACUGUUGAGGUGCUUCAGAAGGAAGGCUUAAAGGUGACUGAUGCUAUCGUGCUCCUGGACAGGGAGCAAGGAGGCAAGGACAAGUUGGAGGCGCAGGGUAUCCAUCUCCACUCAGUGUGUACAUUGUCCAAAAUGCUGGAGAUUCUUGAGCAACAGAAAAAAAUUGAUACUGACAUGGUUGAGAGAGUGAAGAGAUUUAUUCAGGAGAAUGUUUUUGUGGCAGCUGAUCGUAAUGGUUUGCUCCCUUCGAUAAAGAAAGCCCCCAAAGAACUCAGCUUUGGAGCACGUGCAGAGCUGCCCAGCAUCCAUCCAAUGGCGUCCAAGCUGCUCAGAAUUAUGCAGAAGAAGGAGACCAAUCUGUGCCUGUCUGCUGAUAUCUCAGAGUCCAGGGAGCUGUUGCAUCUAGCACAUGCUCUGGGGCCCAGCAUCUGCAUGCUCAAGACUCACGCCGAUAUUUUGAAUGAUUUCACUCUAGAUACGAUGAAGGAGUUAACAACUCUGGCACAGCGCCAUGAAUUUUUAAUAUUUGAAGACCGAAAAUUUGCAGAUAUAGGAAACACAGUAAAAAAGCAGUAUGAAGGUGGUGUCUUUAAAAUAGCUUCCUGGGCAGAUCUCGUAAAUGCUCAUGUGGUCCCAGGCUCAGGAGUUGUGAAAGGUCUGGAAGAAGUAGGCCUGCCCUUGCACCGGGGGUGUCUGCUCAUCGCAGAAAUGAGCUCCAAAGGCUCCUUGGCCACAGGGGACUACACAAAAGCGGCGGUCAGUAUGGCUGAGGAUCACCCUGAAUUUGUGAUUGGUUUCAUUUCUGGCUCCCGAGUAAGCAUGAAACCCGAAUUUCUUCACUUGACUCCAGGAGUUCAGCUAGAUGCAGGAGGAGAUAAUCUUGGCCAACAGUACAAUAGCCCACAAGAAGUUAUUGGCAAACGGGGUUCUGAUAUCAUCAUUGUUGGCCGAGGCAUAACAACAGCUGCUAACCGUCUGGAAGCAGCAGAGAUGUACAGGAAAGCUGGUUGGAAUGCGUAUCUCAGCAGACUUGGUGAAUGAGUGUCUCAGAUAUUUUCCUGAAGGCUUGAAGAUACUUGUGCUCAUGCAAUGCACUGGUUUGAAAUAACGCAGACUUCACAAUGCUUGGAUUCUUCCUCUGGUCUUGUCUUAGAAGAUAUCUGAAGUUACUGUUAUCUUUAGGAAAUGAUGGACAAACGUAUAAAUCGCUGCCUUGUUACUUAUUCCAAGCAUUUAUUUCAUUCAGGCUGGUGUUGGUUAUCCAGUCAAGGCCUGUCUGCAUUAGGGCCUUCCACAGAGAGGCUCUCUCAGCUCCGGCUUCUAAUUACCCUGAGCCAGAUCUUAAAGCAUCAGGAGAGUAAAAACAUUUGUGUGUCCUUUACUCUGUAUUUGAUAAGCCCAAAUGACAUUUUAUAGCUGUCCCUCUCUCUUUUGAGACUUAAAUGUGAAAAGCGAAUGGUAUGACUCAACUUCCUACAGAAGAAUUUCCAGUAACAUGAUUCUCCUUAAUAACUGCCAGGAAAGGCCCCUCAGCUGAUUAUUACAAGAAGAUCCAACACUUCGGUGUUUCAUUUGAAGAUUGUCGGCCAAUCCAGAAUUUUAAGCACAUUAAACACAUACCCUAAACUUGAUUAGAUCCACCCCUGCAUAAUCCCAAAUCUCACGUGUGCUCUGACCCUGAUAGUACACAUCUUGGGACCACCUUAGUUGAAAGCUCACUCGUGAUUCCUACUUGCAAAUAAAAGCUGAAUUAC
Molecule: messenger RNA, 2177 nt
Organism: Sorex fumeus (smoky shrew)
Lineage: Eukaryota; Metazoa; Chordata; Mammalia; Eulipotyphla; Soricidae
Gene: UMPS
Product: uridine monophosphate synthetase
Exons: 6
Coding region: 22-1464 (480 amino acids)
Biological process (GO): 'de novo' pyrimidine nucleobase biosynthetic process; 'de novo' UMP biosynthetic process
Molecular function (GO): orotate phosphoribosyltransferase activity; orotidine-5'-phosphate decarboxylase activity
Source: RefSeq, a predicted model, not a curated record